AUCGGAAUUUUAUAUUUGUUUUUAUUUAUUAACGCCGGAUAUUUAUUUUAAUGCCGAUAUGACUGUUUUUGUCAUAACUUUAUCUGUUACGUAUUGAUGUUAACUAUGUAUUAUCUUGCCGUUACGUAUGCCAAGACGUGGAAGCUGUAACUUUCUUCGAGAUACCAAAAUUGAAUUAUAACUCUUUGCAAACUUAUCGGUAAUAAAUAAGAUCAUUUAAUACCAGAACCGACGAAUAUUGUACAUAGUUCUAACUAAAUUAUGCAUCGUUAGAUUUAUAAGACCCGCAGCAUUGUCCAUAGAAAAGCAACAGAUGUACUUUUGCCCUCGGAAAUGUAACUGUCCUGCCAAAUGUUCCCUGUAUCUUCCGACUUAUCUCUUUAUGUUCUUAUCUCGUGCCUUCACUGUUGUGUUGUUUAACGUGAUCGUGUUCACCAAUAUUGAUUGCGGCGAUCCCACAGAUAUUACUUGCUCGACCAAGUACAGAUCCUUUGGUGAUGUCGAUAUUGCACAGCAAGAUUGCUGGGAGGGAGUCCUUCACAGGUGCCCAAGGUGUAACGCACGCACGGGAAAUGUCGCGAACUUCGCUCCCGCCACUUCCGGUGUCCGACCAGUUAUCCUCGAGGAUCAAGACGAAUCCGUUUCCGAAGUGGUCCCCGCAGAGCUACCGUAACAUCGACUACAUCCAGAACCUCUUGCCCCGCCAUCAGUGCCCGAACUGUCACCGCAGCUACAAACACCGUAGCCACAUGAUGCGCCAUUACAGAUAUGAGUGCGGCAUACUGCAGCGAUUUCAAUGCCCGUACUGCAAGCACCACUUGCGCCAGCGUACACACGUGUGGACGCACAUACGCACGUUCCAUCCGGAUCGUGAACUCUAUUGCAUCGACAUCGCCACCAACGCGAGGCUCUCUUGGCAGGAACAUCGAAGUGACUAAGAGAAAUCGGUCACAGAGCGAUCCUGCCUUUAGUCAUUUAGGAAAUUACACUGUUACGUUUGUUUAAUUAUAUUCCGUGAGAUAAUACCGAUUCAUUCGGUAUUGUUUGACAUGUUUAAAAAAAAAAGAAUUUAUAUUUAUAUAUAUUUUUUACAUUUUUGAAAUUUUUAUGUCCCUGUACCGAAUACGAGUAAAAUCUUUGCAUCCUGUAUUUCAGGAUGUAAUUGUCGUAUGAUGCACAUGUUCAUUAAGAAUUCUAUACAGAUAAUAUCUAGAUAAUAUAUUCUAUAGAGAUAUCAAAGUUUAAUUAAUAUAUACGUACGCAAUUAUAUGUAUUACGGAAAUUAUGUUAAAGAAUAUAAUGUGAUAUGAGAAACAUGACUGUUGAGACCUCAGAUGUAUCGGUAAUUACUUAGAAUAUACUUAAUUACUUGGAAUACUUUGUAAAAUAGGCUAUUUGUAGAGUAAGUUAUUUGAACAUUUUUUUUCAACAUAUUUUAAGAAAUGAAAGUUUGAAAGAAUAGCCUCUCGGAAAAUAUGUGAAUUAUAUGCAGACAACGUUAUAGGUCUUGUGUAUAAUUAUACAUAUGUGUAUAAAACAAAUUUUAGUAUCUACAUUAAUGUGUUCCUACACUCAAACUAUCGCUCUAGAAUUUACAGGAACGAUAGCUGGUGCCAAAAUGGUCGAAACAUUGUUUUUCGGUGACUCUCGAAACGCAUUCGAUAUUACAAGAGGGUUUGUUUUCUGGUUUCUUUAGAGAAACAAAUUUUUUCCUGUUGAAUAUCGGAUACGUUUCGAAGUAGACUAGAAAGUAUGUCAAAGAAUUGUUUCAACAAUUUUCACACCAACUGCGUUACAAAUAUUAUCUCACUCGGAUAUCUUCUAUCACGAAAGUUUUCGCUGUUCAAGCAUUAUAAUCGUGGUAGAUUUAUUUUCAUGACAAUCCUUCCAUCGUCUCUAGUUUCCUACUUUUUCCACCCUUAGGUCGUAGAUCAAUACGAAACAGAAUGGAUUGCAUUUCGCAAAUCCACGUUUGCCAACGAAACGAAUCUACAUUGUGCUAUCGGUAAAUGUAUAAGAAAACUUACAGCUACACGUGACUGCUGCCUCUUCGAAAAUUGAUUAAAUCAUGAGUUCGAGCAUCUUUGAAUUAAAAACACGUGAUUGCGCACUAAACAUUUUAUAUAACAGUUUUCUUUUUAUUAAAGAAUGUAAUGGACGUUCGUUGAUCUUGCGAUUUUGCGUAUACCAAUAAAGACAACUAUUAUUCGA
This is a messenger RNA of Vollenhovia emeryi, 2211 nucleotides long. Its product is annotated as zinc finger protein 524-like. The transcript is spliced from 2 exons. The coding region runs from base 498 to 938 and encodes 146 amino acids. Lineage: Eukaryota; Metazoa; Arthropoda; Insecta; Hymenoptera; Formicidae. The record is from RefSeq and is a predicted model, not a curated record.